CUGCUGGGCAGGAUUCCGGACAACGCCUGGUUCCUCUCGGGUCCUUCCGGCGUCGCCGGAGUGAAUUGAUCCGGGAGUUGAAGAGGUCUCCAAAGGUGGGAAGGGAAGUCCGUGCCUCAGUUGCCGAUUGCUGUUCUUCUUUGUGUACCAGUCUUUAUGGUAUACACGUACAAAAGGGAAGAAAUUCGGCAGUGAAUGAAGAGUCCUCUGCAUUUUAGCAUUGCUUUUUCUACUGUAGUUGGCUUUUGAAUGAGGAUGACAAUGGAAGAGAUGAAGAAUGAAGCUGAGACCACUUCCAUGGUUUCUAUGCCUCUCUAUGCAGUCAUGUAUCCUGUGUUUAAUGAGCUAGAACGAGUAAAUUUGUCUGCAGCUCAGACUCUGAGAGCCGCUUUCAUUAAGGCUGAAAAGGAAAACCCAGGCCUCACACAAGACAUCAUUAUGAAAAUAUUAGAGAAAAAAAGUGUAGAAGUUAACUUCACCGAGUCCCUUCUUCGUAUGGCAGCUGAUGACGUAGAAGAGUAUAUGAUUGAACGACCAGAGCCAGAAUUCCAGGACCUAAAUGAAAAGGCACGGGCACUUAAACAGAUUCUCAGUAAGAUUCCAGAUGAAAUCAAUGACAGAGUGAGGUUUCUACAGACAAUCAAGGAUAUAGCUAGUGCAAUAAAAGAACUACUUGAUACAGUGAAUAAUGUCUUCAAAAAAUAUCAAUACCAGAACCGCAGGGCACUUGAACACCAAAAGAAAGAAUUUGUAAAAUACUCCAAAAGUUUCAGUGACACUCUCAAGACAUAUUUUAAAGAUGGCAAGGCAAUAAAUGUGUUCGUAAGUGCCAACCGGCUAAUUCAUCAAACCAACUUGAUACUUCAGACCUUCAAAACUGUGGCCUGAAAGUUGUAUAUGUUAAGAGAUGUACUUCUCAGUGGCAGUAUUAAACUGCAUUUAUCUGUAAAUUUUAAAGUUUGACUGUAUAAAUUAUCAGUCCCUCCUGAAGGGAUCUAAUCCAGGAUGUUGAAUGGGAUUAUUGCCAUCUUACACCAUAUUUUUGUAAAAUGUAGCUUAAUCAUAAUCUCACACUGAAGAUUUUGCAUCACUUUUGCUAUUAUCAUUCUUUUAAGAAUUAUAAGCCAAAAGAAUUUACGCCUUAAUGUGUCAUUAUAUAACAUUCCUUACAAGAACUGUAAAUAUUGGUGUUUGUUUCUGACAUUUUAACUUGAAAGCGAUAUGCUGCAAGAUAAUGUAUUUAACAAUAUUUGGUGGCAAAUAUUCAAUAAAUAGUUUACAUCUGUUAAACAUUUCUUUACUUGAAAAAAAAGAUGCAUAUAUAUAUGUGUGUGUGUAUAUAUGAUCAGAAGACCAAGACAACUUGGUAUAAUGUUAAAGAUCUUCUAAUGGGAGCUUACUAGCAGUUUAUCAAAUAAUAAAGCAACAAGAAUUCC
Molecule: messenger RNA, 1436 nt
Organism: Arvicanthis niloticus (Nile rat)
Lineage: Eukaryota; Metazoa; Chordata; Mammalia; Rodentia; Muridae
Gene: Pdcd10
Product: programmed cell death 10
Biological process (GO): regulation of Golgi organization; positive regulation of MAP kinase activity
Cellular component (GO): FAR/SIP/STRIPAK complex
Molecular function (GO): protein kinase binding
Source: RefSeq, a predicted model, not a curated record